Messenger RNA from Ectocarpus sp. CCAP 1310/34, 1653 nucleotides. The record is from the annotation of a GenBank genome assembly. Lineage: Eukaryota; Phaeophyceae; Ectocarpales; Ectocarpaceae.
GUUGUCAUCACAACCAUCGUUGCGCGGAAGAAACCCCGCCGGCGCUGGAUGCGUGCUCACCAAAAGCUUUUAUAUCCUCUCUGAUCACGCGCGCCCGUCCGAGGUUUGUGUGUGGUGGAGGUAGGGAGGUGGGGGUCACUCGAGGUUUGAACGGCUGUGAGUAGCCCGGCUGGGGCUCUUCCUUGCUGUUUCCGAGGUUCGUUGUACUUUCCGACGGUAUGCAAGACGGCGGUGGUCUACUGCUUGUAGUUUUGCGGUGGGGGUUAAGAAAAAAAAAUAACGUGCUGCUGUCCGUACUACGACAACAUCAAGUUGACAUACAGCAGCGUCGACCGACACAUGAUCGGCACCCCUGACACAGGGGACGCAGGUUGCUGUUGUAGUCUCUAGCAGGCAAUCAUGGCGAUGAAGGCCUAUAUAGUAGCUGGCUUGGCGGUGGUGCAAUGGACUCCAGCACAGGCAUUCGGAGCAGUUUCUCACGUCAGCUCUGCGCUACGACCGUUGUCGUGUCGGGCAAUGGCCGACCCCAUGAGUCAGAACAACAAGCGGAGCGUCUCUAGACCGAGGGCUGUCAUCAUGGCCAGCGACGAGGUCGAGCAACGCUCCCCAGUGGCCGGGAGCCUUCUCCGAGCACUAACGGGGCCCUAUGUUUCGCUCGGAGUUGGCGUUGGCAUUCUGUUGGCCGUUCUGGCCAAUCGAAUCGCCACUCCGGAGCUGGUCGAUUCACAAGCUCGCACGGAUAUCCUCGGGGUGAUAGCGAGCGGGGGAUUGGUCACGAACGGUGUUUACCUCUUGGAUUUGAAGGUGAAGGAGGCGGAAGAAGUGACGUUGGUGGGCACGUUCGUGCAGGAGUACGCCGACGAUCUCGCUCCCGGCGCUAGGCGAGAUUUGCAGUGGCUUGGCGAGUCUUUGUUGUUGGUGUCGCCCGCAACAUCAAUGCUGGUAUAUCAGGAUGGGAAGACGCUUGCGCGGGUUGGGGUGAUGGGAGAGUCCGCCGACAUCCGGGACGCUCCUAUUCUUAGAAAGUGCAUUGGUGAAGGACGCGAUGGGCGGGAACAGUACUUGGCCGCUCUUCAGACUCUCCCGGGAAAGGUCGAGUUCGACUAUCUCCCGGAGAAUUGCCAGGCAGUGCUGAUGCUGCCCGUUCUGGAGGGGUCGGCAGUCGUCGUGGUAGGCACGAACCGGGCGCGCGCGUUCACGCCGAAGGAUAUCGUGUGGAUGAAGGGGCUUUGCAACCAAGCGGCAUUGUCACUGCGGGAGGCGGUGGUGGCUUGAGUUUUGUAGAUAUGCUCCAAGCGUAGAAUUGUGGUGGACGAGUAUGAAUUGUUUCGGCGUGCUAUCCCUCUGCUCUUGUGUACAUACACGGCUUCUGUUGGAGUUGGAGUUGGAUCGGCGUAGAAUUUGAACAGCGGAUUCAAGGGCUUUGUGAUUGUUUUGAAACAGGCGUCAAGACUUGUUGAGCCGACAGAAGCGCGUGCUAGACUGAUUUGUUGAAGCGUGGUCGCCUCUACUGAGAAAGCUGCUUUACUGGGCACGUUCCGGCUGGAUUCGAUGUGCCUGGUUCGCCUGGUGAUGGUAACAUGGUGACCCCUCAAAAUGAUACUUCUGUACCUUGUAUGCACAGCAGUAACACCCAGUCUAACUGAAAACUCG